Darwinula stevensoni is the source of this 1201-nucleotide messenger RNA. The record is from the annotation of a GenBank genome assembly. Lineage: Eukaryota; Metazoa; Arthropoda; Ostracoda; Podocopida; Darwinulidae.
AUGAUGAUCCUCGGGAAAAGACCCCAGCAAGGCUCCCUCAAGGACAGGAUCAAAUUCCUUCUGUUCCUCUACGGAAUCAACCUCCACUUGCUCCUCGUCGGAAUCAUUCUCCACUUGCUCCUCUUCGGGAGCAUCCUAUACCUGCUCCUCGUCAAUCUCAUCCUGUGCCCGCUCCUCGUCAGUCUCAUCCUGUGCCCGUUCCACGUCGGUCUCAUCCCGUACCUGCUCCUCGGCGGACUCCCUCCGCACCUUAUCCUCCUCCAACUCACACUGUAUCUGGUGCACACCGUGCUUAUCCUCCGAUUGCUCCAAAGCCUAAACUCGCCCCUAAACCACGUCCAAAAGGUCCUGUUCAGUUCAUCAGGUUCAGGGGAGAACGAUCUUCCUCUCCUCAGGGAAAGAACUAAGCUCGCAGAAACGCCGUCCAACAUGAGACAGAUUUCGAGUAAAUGGGACCCUAUCAAGAUCCUACCAAGUAUACAUUUUCCAGUGCAAAUGGAAGACAUCCCACCCAAACGCUCACAAGGAAACAAUCGAGCCCCACCUCCUCAUCUUCAAGGUAGUCCUACAAUUCUGGCCAUGGAUGAAAUCCAGAAGGCGGUAAGGAGACAAAAGACCGAGACAAAACAUAAUCUGGGUUCACCGCUGGCUCGUAAUGAGGACCGAGUUAGGAAGAAGCAGCCAGAGCGGACGAAAGAGGAACUUCACAUCCGUCCUCUCGCUCCCGGUGGGAAGCUAAUCCAGUUGGCUCCAACAAGCACAAGCGUCACCCCGAGAUCACCGGCGAUAAAAAGCAGGACCGGUGUUAAAAAAAGCAAGGCACCUUUACCACCUCGGCAGAUCGAACCAACCUCGCGUUUGAGGACGUGAAACGACGAAAUUAUAUCUUUCGAAUGAAGAAGGCAGAAAAUAUUGAUGUUAAGUUACUGUAGGUCUGCUAUCAUCGCAUUUACUAGCGCUGCAUCGACGUCUUACAUGCUCCAUCAGUUUCUUCGAGCCGGGAUGUGUCACACAGGAAAACAUGUAAGAAACUUUGGAUCAGGAUUUACUCUUGGUGGCGCCUUUCGUGAAGAGACACAGGUGUCCCUUCGCGAACCAACAUGCAUGGGCUUUCUCCUUUUCAUGGACGUUCUUCAUUUGCUCAUUGUUUUCCCUCUCCCUGCAAGUCAGGUGUUAUAUUUGUGUCUAAAAUAAACCUCAC